AUGGCAGCUCCGACCGUGUCGAUGCCUUUGCCCACUGUGCGGAAGGAGUCGUCUGCGACCAUCACUACGGGUUACAGUGCUGUAAGCUUUGUACCGACCGAACAUGUCCAGACAGCCGUCAGUGAGAUGGAUGAUCAUAUUGUGAUCGAUAUCAUCGUGCCGCCCACACGGUACCUGCCGCCGACGCUCACCGUCGCACAAAUCAUGAAGCAGAUCCAGGAAGACCUCAUUCGGGAACUAGAAAACCUUGGCCAGGGCCUGGGCUCGAGCAUUGCCUCUGUCGCGCACCCUCGGAGCAUGUACGCCGAAGCUGAGCAGUUCAUGCGUGACUCAACCGGUCGCCUGAUUGACCCUGCCCUACUUCCUCAAAAUCGAUCUGAAUUUAACCGUGCGCGUUUAGGCAUCCGCAGUUUACGUGGCGAAUCACUCCUUACCUACUUUCCCUCGCCCGCUGCGGCCGAGCCCAAGCUCGUGAACCAGCAGGUAACAACAUGUCCAUGCGUGUGCUGCCGGAGUGGAUGCGCCGGUGCUGAUCCACGUACCAAGCGUCUACCCUUGCUGACAGAGUCUCUUGCCAAGGAUGCGAACGGCAGCACGAUCGUGGAUGUGCCACCGCCACAGUCGACGGCACGUACUGUCCUUGGCGAACCUUUCACCGAGGCUACCAGCCUACGACGCGACGCAUCACGUCCUAUUCCUGCCAUCAGAUCCAUGGACAACCUGCGCGAUGCAACAGCCAUGAAAUAUAAUGACGUCAAGAUCCACGCCAAUGCGGCGCCCGUGCCCACAGGACAUUCUUUCCCCGCGAUGCCUACGUCUCAAUACCGCCGCGAGUGGCAGAUUCCACUGCCAUCCACAGGCUCGAAGCCAUCUUCUCACCUGGUAGUGCGCCCCAAUUCGCAGCGCCAUAUGGACUCGCACGACCAACGUGCGCAAAAGGGCAUGAGUGUCUUUGCGCCCCUGCAGCUCUCGGACGACCUGGCGGCAGCGUUGACGCUAAAUGAUUUGGGGUCGACCGACAUUUCGCCAGAGCUCAGCCGUCACACGCCGCCCCUUUCGAGUCCGUCGUCUAUCGGCUCGACGCCGCGUGUGCGUGGCGAUACCUCUCGACGACAAGACUUAUCCCCACCCGAUUCGAGCAUUGAUGCCACGGCCACGCCCAUUGCUGCGCGUUUCAGCCGGUCAUUGUCCAACUUGCGGCAGAAAGCGCAGCGAGAUGCCGAAAUUCCGCCCGUACCACAGACACCUGCGACGCUGCUGCAUGCGCCGAAGGCGCCAACUUAUGCUGCGCCCAACUCGCGUGUGCGCAUUCUAUCUGGUCCCACACAGCAGUCGUACCGCUUCCACUAA
Molecule: messenger RNA, 1350 nt
Organism: Malassezia restricta
Lineage: Eukaryota; Fungi; Basidiomycota; Malasseziomycetes; Malasseziales; Malasseziaceae
Exons: 1
Coding region: 1-1350 (449 amino acids)
Source: RefSeq, a predicted model, not a curated record